Brachypodium distachyon (stiff brome) is the source of this 1403-nucleotide messenger RNA. RefSeq lists its product as uncharacterized. Gene Ontology annotation, cellular component: chloroplast. Gene Ontology annotation, molecular function: oxidoreductase activity. The coding region runs from base 61 to 936 and encodes 291 amino acids. The transcript is spliced from 8 exons. Lineage: Eukaryota; Viridiplantae; Streptophyta; Magnoliopsida; Poales; Poaceae. The record is from RefSeq and is a predicted model, not a curated record.
GUUCACUCUCUCUGCCGACCGACCAAAGCCCCCAUUGCUUUAGUUCGCUCGCCGGAGACGAUGGCCACGGCGACGAUGCGCGUGUCGUCGUCCCCGUUCAGUGCCCCGCCCCUCCGUUCCCCCUUCCGCCGCGUCGCCCCGUCCAGGCGGGCCGUGUCGGCCGCCGCCGCCGGCGGAGCGCCUCCCACCGUCCUCGUCACCGGCGCCGGCGGACGAACAGGCCAGAUCGUGUACAAGAAGCUCAAGGAGAGGGCGGGCGAGUUCGCGGCCAGAGGGCUGGUCAGGACGCAGGAGAGCAAAGACAAGAUCGGCGGAGGCGAUAACGGCGUGUUCAUCGGCGACAUAAGGGAUCCCGCGAGCUUUGCUGCCGCGGUCGAGGGCAUCGACGCGCUCGUCAUCCUCACCAGCGCGGUGCCCAAGAUGAAGCCCGGGUUUGACCCCAGCAAAGGCGGCCGGCCGGAGUUUUACUUCGAGGAUGGCUCUGAUCCUGAGCAGGUGGAUUGGAUUGGCCAGAAGAAUCAAAUCGAUGCCGCCAAGAGCAUAGGUGUAAAGCAGAUAGUUUUGGUUGGAUCCAUGGGUGGGACAGACCUCAAUCAUCCAUUAAACAAGCUAGGAAAUGGAAAUAUACUGGUGUGGAAACGAAAGGCAGAACAGUACCUAGCGGACUCUGGUCUACCAUAUACAAUUAUAAGGGCUGGAGGACUACAAGACAAAGAUGGUGGUGUGCGAGAGUUGAUUAUUGGGAAGGACGACGAGAUCCUGAAGACAGAAACAAAGACUAUUGCCAGACCAGAUGUUGCCGAAGUUUGCAUACAGGCCUUGCUAUUUGAGGAAGCGAGGUUCAAGGCAUUUGAUCUGGCAUCAAAACCUGAAGGCGAAGGAACACCAACGACAGAUUUUAGGUCCCUUUUUGCACAAAUUGCUACCCGCUUCUAGGAAGACAAGAUAAUUCUGGCCAAGAAACUGGGACAGUUUUUGGUUCGGCGAUAUGAAAUAUUUUAUUGGGUCAGGAGCCCCUUCGUCUUGGACAUGGCAGUGUGGAGAACAGGUAGGAAAUGUAGAACACGGCACACAGACACCUCAUCAGCAGCAUCAGGUCCAUGGAAGAGAGAAAUUAAACUGAGACCAUGACGGCUUGAGAUGUCCAGGGUGUUUGUUGUUAAACUGAGACCAUUGUAUGGAUGCAAGCAUAGUUUUAAAUAGCGCGCUAUAGCAUCGCUAUAGCGGCGCUAUAGUGUUUGGAGAGGGCUCCCACUAAAGCUAUGCAAUUUUAGCGCUAACCUAAGAAAAACGCUAUUAGCUCCGCUAAUCACGCUAUAGCGCUAUAUUUUAGGAUCGUUAGCGCGCUAAACUGCCCCUGUGAUAAUUAUUUUUGGCGCUUCUGGCACAGGCGUGACCUAAAA